AUGACCACAUAUGACGAGCGGGUAGAAUCUUUUCGACCUAGAAAGGGGAAAUCCAGCAAGAAAUCUUCUUUGAACGCGUUCUUGGUCAAGGGAUGGCCCCAUCCUUCCAACUACAAGGCGACUCCGAGUUCUCUUGCGCAUGCUGGAUUCUUUUUCGACCCGACAUCGGACAAGGGUGAUAAUGUGACUUGUUUCAUGUGUGAUCACUCUUUGGGCGAGUGGACUCAGGACGACGACCCUUUUGUGGAGCACCUGAACGUGAACAAUAAGUGCGCUUGGGCACUUGCUCGGUGUAGUAUCGAGCUGGAUAAACAAGCGGAUGGAAGCUUUAUUUUUACCGUGGCAGCCCGACUACCGACUGCAAAGGGCAUGGAGAAGGCAAGGGCAGACACAUUCAAAGGACACUGGAUCCACGAUAAAGUCAAAGGUCAUACAGCGAACUCGAAGAAGGUCGCGACAUUGACAGAACUACAACCUACCCCAGCAGAGCCUAGUAUCGUCGAGAUGGCGCCUCCAGUUUCCACCGCAUCUACUUCGCGUACAAAGAGUCACGCCAAAACCUCCUCUAAUGUGGUAAUGGCACCAGAGGUAGUCGAAGUAGCGACAGAGAGCGAUGCUCCUGCUCCAAAGAAACGAGGCCGGCCGAAGAAGACCACUACCACUGCGUCGACUCGUGCAGAGUCCCCUCCUCCGGAACCGGUUGUUCGGCAACCAGCGGCUACUUCCUCUAAGCCCUCUGCUCCAAGCGGAAGCAAGGCUGCUGCCAAAAGAGUCCCUUCAGUAUCCGCUAGUGCUCGAGAAGACGACGACAUUAUAGAGCAGCCUAUUGCACAAGAAGAUAUGUCAAUGAAGUCCACUGGUAGUAAAGGCAAGAAAGGAAAGGCUACCAAGAAGAAAGAGAUCGUAACUAUGGACAGCGACUUCGACCUUGUAUUGCCUCCACCCAAGACAGCCCAGUCCGUCCAUGAAGAGCAGAGCGUUGCUGCUAGUGCUCCAGAAGAGAGCGAGGAUAUGGCCGCUAAGGUCCCCAGCAAGAAAAAGGGUGCAAAGAAGAAGGCGGUGAAAAAGUCGAAAACCGCUCCUUCUGUAGUAGCGUCGGAAGAUCUAGCAACGGACGAUGGUAUGGACGUUGACAUUCGGACCAUCCCCGACGCGGAUAUCACACCUAUCCAAAGUAAUCGAGUGACCAUGGACUCGCUCGGAGGUUGGUCCAGUUUCCAGGCUGCAAAUAAGGAGUUAGAAGACUAUGCUAGGGCAUUGCAUAUCGAAGGGGAGUUUGCAGCUAUUGGCAAGAAGCCGCAAAAGACUCAGAUCGAGGAGGCCACUAUGAAGGGUAAAUCAAAGGCUGGUCCUUUGCCGACGGUGGCAUCCACAACGUCCAAGUCCCUGAAAGGGAAGGCAGCCCAAGAGAACCAAUGGGGAUGGCGAGAGCGUGAAAAAAGUGUUGGGUCAAGAAGUGCGCCCACGGAAGCAGAGAUGACUGAGGAGGAAGAGGUCGAGAAAUCUCUUGCUGGGGAUGAAGAUGACAUGCAUCUAGACGAAGACGACGAUAAUGAAUUGAGAGAGCCUUCUCUUCCACCUAGUCGAGCGACCUCGAUUGCUCUAUCUGCUACAGCAAGUACUACUGUAUCGUCCAAGACAAAAGCAAAAAUCAAAGAAGUGAAGAAGGUCAAGACUUCAAAGGAGCAACUUAUUGUCGAUCCCCGAAUGGCGAAUUUGAGGCACGUAGAGACGGAUGAACAAGCUACACCCAAAGCGAAGCGUCCGAUGCAACACGCCCCACCCAUUUCCUCGUCUUUACGUACGGAAGAUCACCCCAGCCAUCAUGCCCCUCCCUCUGCAGCCUCUGACGGAAAUCCAUUCCUCUUGAGCGCAGCUACCGGUGAGGCGGGUAUAGGCGGCGCGUCCUUUUUAACAGCAUUGGAAGAACCAAUGCUUCUUACUGAUGCAAAUUCGCAUAUGCUCACAGAAGAGGAGCGUGAAAUGACGCUCGAAGAGUGGAUUGCAUAUGACGUGGAGAGAAGGAAGGAGGUGAUUAGAAAAGAAGGUCGUCGAUGGAUUGACACCUUUUUGGAGAAUGCUGAAGCUUACAGAGAGAAAAUACGUGCCAUGUAA
Acaulospora colombiana is the source of this 2115-nucleotide messenger RNA. Lineage: Eukaryota; Fungi; Glomeromycota; Glomeromycetes; Diversisporales; Acaulosporaceae. The record is from the annotation of a GenBank genome assembly.